Aedes albopictus (Asian tiger mosquito) is the source of this 435-nucleotide messenger RNA. RefSeq lists its product as uncharacterized. Bases 1 to 435 code for a protein of 144 amino acids. The record is from RefSeq and is a predicted model, not a curated record. Lineage: Eukaryota; Metazoa; Arthropoda; Insecta; Diptera; Culicidae. The transcript has a single exon.
AUGUAUAUUGCCGUGUGCGCUCGCCCUGCCAUCAUGAACAGUGCUGCUAUCCUUGGCCGCAAGUUCAGUGCACCUUCUGAGAGUGACUGGACGGCAGCCAAGCGCGUAAUCCGCUACCUCAAAGGGACACGCGAUUGGAAGCUGAACCUCGGUGGCAAUAGUGAAGAGCUCGUGGCAUUCUCGGACAGCGAUUGGGCAGGUGACACUGGGACGCGGAAGUCUACGACGAGCUUCGUGCUAUUUUAUUCAGGAGGAGCUGUCUCGUGGGCCAGUCGCCGCCAAGACUGUGUCACGCUGUCCACACUAGAAGCGGAGUACGUCGCCCUAACGGAGACGUGCCAGGAGGUGGUCUGGAUGCGACGACUGCUUGGUGAUCUGGGAGAAGAGCAGACUACUGCGACUGUGGUGAAUGAGGACCCGACCAGAUGCUCCUAA